Molecule: messenger RNA, 1382 nt
Organism: Ectocarpus sp. CCAP 1310/34
Lineage: Eukaryota; Phaeophyceae; Ectocarpales; Ectocarpaceae
Source: the annotation of a GenBank genome assembly
AUGAAGAUGGACCCGACGGCGUUCCGGGCGCAGCUGUUGAUGAAUUUUCGGGUGCGCUUGGGACCGGGGGAGCUAGGCGCGGUGUUUACCGCCUUCGACAAGGACAACAGCAAGCUCAUUGACGGAACAGAGACCUUCACCCUUGCUGCCGACACGUACACGCGCGAACACGCACGAACGAAGCUGAUGCACGAAUUCUUUCGGAUGGGAAGAGAGGAAAGGGCCAAAAACCUGGCUGAAGCAGAGCGACAAAGACAUCGCGCGGAUACAAAGGAGAAAAACUUUCGCCGAAGGCUGGAAGACCGCUUCAUCGAGCAGACCGCCGCAAAGGUCGAAUGGCCUCGUCUGAUGUACGACCCGUUCGAUGAGGACUACAACAUGGACGACCACGACCCGGCAACUUCCGUCAGGUCGACAAGUCUGAGCAAGUCCGUCGGUGACAACAAGUCUCGAGGGAGCAGUAACAACGACAACAACAACGAGACGGGAGACGUGUCCAGGGAACCGUCCGCAAGACGACGCAGGCGGCCCAAGAUAAGCGCCAGCACCGCGGAGUUUCUAGCUCAGAUCAGAAAGGAGGAGAUGACGAUCCGCGCCAUGACCUGUCGCGGGCGACGACGAAAGAACGGCGACAGCAACCGCCACAACGGCGGUGGUGACGAUUCCUGCGACCUUUUUUCCUACCCUGGAGGCCCACGGACAGCCACCGCAGCAGGCCUGCCUUCAACGUCGCCAGCCCGACCCAUGACUUCGUCGCUGAAGGGCAGUAUCAACAACAGCGACCCGAACCGCAACAUUCACACUAGGGCUGAAACAGCGGCGGCACGAGCACCUGGUCGCAGACGCGAGGUUAACCCCGAACAACGCGACAGCGAAGAGGAAGCAGUGGGUGCGUCCUCUGCGGCGACCGAUGAUGCGGAGGAGCUCGCGUUACCGCCGUCCCGCCGGAACCCAAGAGCCCUUGGCCACAGUGCCAGCUUCUCCACCGACGACGGGAGGGUUUCGACGGCGACGAGCGUUUCGACGGCACGCGGGUCCACUGCCCGUAGCAGCAGGGAUGGCGGAUCUCGGUCGUCCUCGGUCACGGCAAGCGGCAGAGGCUUUGAGCCGAACUUCGGACAGACGAUCUUCGAGCACGGCGGGGUGGUGGAGGGGGUUGGUGUAUUGUAGUCCGGCAGUAUCGGGUCCGGUAGAAGUCAGGUGCCGGCUAGUUGGGGAUCGCCGGUAUGUACUGUGGGGUUGCGUCACCGUCUUUGAUCCGGAAUAGUGGCGUUUCCCCAGUGCAGCGAGGUCGCGGUGACCUCCACGAGUAAGUUGAAUAUUGAGCCUCGAGCUUUGAAGAUGAAGCAUAGAGUAUGAAGAGGGCACAAGCUCACAUUGUA